CGUGUCUGGAGAAACUUGUGCGCGCCGCGAAGAAGCGUGUUCGAAAUGUCGCUCUUGUAUUGUUUGUGUAUGUUUUUGUGUGUUGCGGACGCUUUUAAUUUAGAACCCAGGAUACCAGUCCUUAAACUGGGCGACAAGGGAUCUUAUUUUGGAUAUUCUGUCGCCGAACAUCAAAUUUUAGACUCGAGAAAGUCCGUCUUGGAAAAUGUGUUACUCGUGGGAUCUCCCCGCGCCUCUACUAGUCAACCAGGAACAAAUCACUCUGGUGCCGUCUACCGAUGCCCCAUCAGCACGCAUACGAAAGACUGCCGGCAGAUCGACAUCGAAAACGAAAGCGACCCUCCCGAUGACGACGUUAUAAAGGACGAUCAAUGGCUAGGUGUGACGGUGAAGAGCCAAGGCCCUGGAGGAUACGUGCUAGCGUGUGCCCAUCGUUACAUCAAGAAAGGUCCGGACUACCAAUGGGGUUUGGGUAUAUGUUAUUCGCUGAGCCAAACACUGGAGAACGACAGAGAAUGGGAACCCUGUUUCAACCGCCCCGUCGCCAAAGCUCACGAGCAAUUCGGAUAUUGCCAAGCUGGAACCAGCGCAGAUAUCUCAGAAGACCACAAGCUUGUCAUUGGUGCUCCAGGACCAUUCACAUGGAAAGGUACAGUGUUUGUAAACAGUGUGAAGUUUGGAAUACGGGAUGAUAAAAAUUGGUAUUUGGGACCUCUGCUUGAUAAUGAAGCACCUGUAGAGAAAUACAGUUAUUUAGGUAUGUCAGUAACAUCUGGGAAAUUUUUUGGAAAUGAGACAAGUUUUGUUGGUGGUGCACCUCGUGGAAAUGGAACGGGCCAAGUUGUAUUCUUUGCUAAAGAUAAAAUGGAGUCCAUCUUUCUUGUGCAGCUUGUGUUGAAUGGAGAACAAUUUGCUUCAUCUUAUGGAUAUUCUCUGACAUCUAUAGAUAUUAACAGCGAUGGCUAUCUUGAUCUUGUUGUUGGAUCGCCGUUUUACUACACCAAAGGUGUUGGUGGAGCAGUUUACAUUUACAUGAAUUCGGAUGAAGGAAUAUCUGAAGACACUGUUCCUUUGAAAAUGACCGGAAAGCCAGAAUCACAGUUUGGCUUCUCAAUAGCUUCUUUGGGAGAUUUAAAUAAAGAUGGAUAUCCAGAUUUGGCAAUUGGUGCUCCAUAUGAUGGAAAAGGAACUGUAUAUAUUUAUCUGGGAUCUUCAGAGGGACUCAUUACGGAACCUUCACAAGUCAUCGGUGUAGAAAAUCUAGCAAAGGAAGUUCAAGUAAGGAGAGGUCUUGAUACUUUCGGAUAUUCCCUGUCUGGUGGUAUGGAUUUGGACAGUAAUGGAUAUCCCGAUUUGCUUGUUGGAGCCUACGAUAGUGACAGUAUCAUAUUACUCAGGUCAAGACCUAUUAUUGACAUCAUAACAUCAGUUGAAGGAAAUUUAACCAACAUUGAUCCUAAAGUGAAAGGAUGUGUUGAAGAUACAAACACUUCACUUGUGUGUUUUUCUUUUGAAGCUUGCUUUCAAUUCAAUUCAUCUGUUUUGUCUCAUGGAACAUUCAUCAAAAUAAGGUAUAGGAUUGAAGCUGAAACUUUCACAGGAAAAAAGUAUUAUCGUGUCAAGUUUCAAUCUUCAUUAGACUCAGAAACACCUAACAUUGUUGAAAAGGAAUUGUUGGUCAGGGGAGUGUCCCUGUACGAGCCUCACUGUUCUAAACAACUUAUUUACUUGAAGGAAAAGACAGACAUUCAAACUCCCAUAAAAUUCAAGCUCACCUAUACUUUGAUGCAGAAAGAACCUCGUAUGUCCAAAGAAGGCGAACGCUUACCUGACAUAAAUUUGUAUCCCAUUCUCAAUCAGCAAGAAGCAUCUAAAGUAUUUGAGGCAAAAUUCUUAAAAGACUGUGGGUCCAAUGAUAUCUGUGAAUCCGAUUUGAGUGUAACAGCUGAACUGAACCUUGAUAAGCAAGAAUCAGGUGUCCCUGUUCUUUAUUUGGGAAUGCAGUCAGUUAAUCUGUCCAUUAUCUUGCAUAAUCAUAAAGAACCUGCCUAUGAUACUGCUUUAUAUGUGACUCACUCAUCUGCACUCAGCUAUAUUGGUCGAAAAGUGGUGAAAGGAGAUCAAGUUGAAUGUGUGCCUUUCAACAAUACUGUCUUAAAGUGUGAAAUCGGAAAUCCUAUGAAUCUAGGUGAGGUGGAGUUUCAGAUUCGCUUCAGCCCAAGAAAUAUUUCUGACGAUGAAAAGAGGCUGAAGUUCAUAUUGAAAGCUAACACGACAAGUAUUGAAGUUUCUCCUGAAGAAGACCUUGUUCUGAAAGCAGAUGUUGUUCGAGUUGCUGAAUUAGAACUCAGGGGAGUUUCAAAUCCAGAGCAAGUUGUUUAUGGAGAAAACAUUGUUGAGGAAGAGGACAUGAAAACUGGAGAGGAUAUUGGAAGUCUCAUCAUACAUACUUAUGAGCUUAUUAAUUACGGGCCAUGGAAAGCAAAACAUGUGGAGGUACACAUAAAAUGGCCUUAUCAGACUGAAACAUUCACUAAAACUGGCAAGUGGUUGUUGUACAUGAUGGAAACACCAAAAGUACAAGGAAAUGGUUAUUGUGCUGUUGAUCCAGAUAUAGUAAAUCCUUUACGUAUACAGGUUAAAAGAGAAGAAGAUCAAUUCAUUCGAGAAACUGAUCAUGAAGUUAAAGAAACAGAAAUUCGAGAAAAAAGACAAGCUCCAGAAGAAAUCCGCAUUGACCCAAGGACUCUUAAUAUUGCUACUAUGGAUUGUGAUGAAGGAACUGCAAAGUGUCAUUUCUUCAAAUGUUUCUUCCGAGAUUUGCAACCUCACAAAAAUGCCCUCAUCAGUAUCAGAGCUCGUGUAUGGAGUAAAACUUUUGUUGAGGAUUAUGCCACUGUUGACCGAGUAGAUAUUAUAUCUAGAGCGAGAAUUCAUUUAGAUCCUGGUCUUGAUAUUCGACAGAAACUUGAUAAUGAUAUAGCUUAUGCUAUUACAAAAGCUUUACCUGAUCUUCCUCUUUAUCAAAAACCUGAAGAAGUUCCUCUGUGGAUAAUAAUACUAGCUGUUUGUGGAGGGCUUUUACUCCUGUUCUUAUUAAUAUUCUGUUUGUGGAAGCUUGGCUUUUUCAAGAGGAAAAAGCCCGGAUAUAUGCCUGCUGAAACGAAUGAAAAAGAAAAAGAAUUUAAUAAUAUAUGAAGAGCUAUUACUGAGAUAGAAUUUGAUUUCAAGAAAGCUGUGAUCUUCUAUUGUGUCCAUGUGAAAACAGAAAACUUUUUCUUGAUUUAUGAACACAGUUAUCAGGUUUGAGUUCAUCUGUUAUGAGCCACUACUUAUUUUACUGUCUCAAAACUGCCGUGCUCCAUAAUAACCUGAAAAUGUUGCAAUUUUUUUUUGUGAUUAUUUUGAGAAUGUUACUGUGUUGUUCAAGAAGCUGUAUUUUCUGUAGCAACGUAGCAACCUGAAGACUAUAUUUCUGACAAAAGUCAUGAAGAUCAAAGAAUCUCCAUUAUGGACUAGAAACAUUAUGCUUGAGCUGAUUGCAAGUUUCAUCGAGAGAUAUAAUCAUUUUUCCAUAAAAUUUCGGAUAAAUUUUAUGCAGCCAUUUUGAGUUUUGAAGAACCAAUUUUUUUCAGACAGUACUGAAAAAUGUAGGAAGUUAAUGAAAAAACGCUUUUUAAAAUCGUGUUGGUAUAUUCUGACAAUCUGUUUUACAUAGCAAUGAAAGCCGAGCAUUUGCUUAAGAAAAUGAAAGAAAAAGUGCGCAAAAUAUUUUUAUUUGGUAUUUGUCGUCAUGUUUUUUGUUAAUUGUUGCUUAAUCUGAAAAACUAGCCAAAAGUGACUAUUUUUGAAAAACAUGUUUAGUACUUAUAUCUGCAUGUACUUCCUUUCACAAUUAUGAUUUUGUAAAAAUUGAGAUGUGAUUUGCACUAUUUUGUUGUGAAAGCUGAAAUAUGUUUAAGCAUCUAUUUCAAAGGUUGCUAUUCUUUAUUUGAAAACAGAAUUUGAUUCUUUUAUUUAGUGACAGUGUUUGUAUAAAACAGUGUAGAGUUAUAAAAAUAAAAAAAACUUUACCCAAUGAGGGAAUCAAUUGAUUCUGGAGCCACAAGUAAUGGUGCAGCUAGGCUAUCCACUCUAUUGUCUGAACUGUUUAGAGAAAAGUUUUAAGAAAAGGUGUUAUAAAUGCUUUACUUUACAGAACAAACUUUUCUUUCAGAUAUCAUUCUUUUAUUCACUCAAAAAUCUAAAACUUUUACCCACACUUCAAUUUAUUCGUACCUUAAAAUGGGUUUAUAAUUCUAAAUGUCUCUUUACCAUUUUUUUUUUUUUUUUUUUUUUUUUUUUUUGAAGGCUGGAAAAAAAAAAAGUUUCAAAAUGUUUAUGCAUACAAGACGGCCUUUAAGAGUAACAGCAAACUGAGAGUGAAUGGUAGUAGACAUCCUAAGGAACAAAAAUUGCCAUAAAAUAUGACAUCACCAAUUAAUGAGAAUCGCAAAACUACUUAGUGAUGUCAAGUGAAAAGAGUACAGGAUUCAAUUUUUUUUAAAAGUUUUAAUUUGACAUUUUAACUAUGACACAACCUGAGGUGUGUCAUAGUCAUGAUCUUCAGGGAGGCAAGAAACAGUAACUGUUCAAAACUGUAGUCCUGUAUGUCGUUGAACAACUGACAUCGGCAAUGGUAGUAGUCAUACUAAGGAACAAAAAUUGCCAUAAAAUAUGACAUCACCAGUUAAUAAGAAUCACAAAACUUCUUAGUGAUGUCAAGUGAAAAAAGUACAGGAUUCAUUUUUUUUAAAGCAUUUAUUUGACAUUUUAACUAUGACACAACCUGAGGUGUGUCAUAGCUAUGAUCUUUAGGGAAGCAAGUAACAGUAACUGUUCGAAAUUGUAAUCCUGUAUGUAUUGAGCAACUGACAUCGGCAAUGGUAGUAGGCAUACUUAGGAACAAAAACUGCCAUAAAAUAUACUAUCAUCAAUUAAUAAGAAUCACAAAACUGCUUAGUGAUGUCAAGUGGAAAAAACACAAGAUUUAAUUUUAAAAAAAUAAUUAAAAACAACUAUGACACAACCUGCAAUGUGUCACAGCCAUGAUCUUUAGGAAAGCAAGAAACAGUAACUGUUCGAAAUUGUAGUCCUGUAUGUCAUUAAGCAGUUGACAGAGACAAAAAGGCAACUCUCAAGACGUCUUAAAAAUGCCAUGAUGUCUGCUGCUGUGCUGGUCAUCCCUUACAUACCAUGCAAGUAUUUUCACUAACUUAACGCAGAUUAUAUUAGCAUGUUUUAUGGCAAUUUUUAGUUACUCUUGAUCCUGUUAUUGCUUGAACUGUGUUACAACUUCAAGGGUGUGUUCCUUUUAUAGAGAGCUUCAAUAUAUGAAAUAAUUAUGUUAUGAAUGUACAGGAGUAUUCAUAACUCCCUCUGGGGUUUUGAAGCACUGAAGUGAAAUAAUUUGGAUUUGUAGAAUAAGAAAAAUUAUUUAAAAGAAUAUGAUAAUAGUGUUAAGGUUUGAUUUGCAUAUUUUAUGGGAAUUCUUUGUGUAAACUCUUGGUCACACAAUAUAAAACAGUGUCAUAGUGCAGUUCCUGCUACAAUAAAAGCAACAUGUUCUGCCAAAAACAUUGACAGUGCCAUGUUGAGUAGAUUGUGGCAGACGCUGGACUAUCGCAUUGGCUUAUGCCGUGUAAAUAAAGGUUCACACAUAGAACACAUGUGUGAUAUGUAAAUAAAACUUGAACUAUAUCUGUAUUCUUAGACAUGUUCUAUUUUUGUUGUAUUUGUCUUAGUUUUUUACAAUAUAUCCUCCAAACCCCAAAGAGAAUUAUGAGCACCCUGUAUUUGUUUUUGAUGUAGAGUAUUUGCCAACAUUAAAAACUAUUGUUAAUUUUUGUCUUUGUAAUAAUCAUUGUUGUACUAUUGACCCUGUAGGUAGCAGGUGUAAAAAUGCUCAUUCUCAGUUUAUGUUGGUAUGUGAGUGGGGCAUUGUUUUGUAAUCAGAGCUACUAGUUAAGUUUAUUACAUGUGUCAAAAAUUAUUUCAGAACACCCUUUGAGGUUCUUCUAAAUGUUUUCAUCAUGACAUUGAUGUUAACUGCUAACUCAUCUGUGAUUGUUAACUUUAUUACCUAUGAAGAAAGAACAAAGCAGCGAACUUUGAAUCUGUUGUACAUAUGUACAGAAAAAAAGUCUUUGUUUUUUGUUCUGUUGAAAAUUAUCCUACUUGUACAUAGAGAUGCUUGAAUUUCAAAUUGCCAUGUAUGAAACUGUAAUAACGAACAAAUGUGUCCUAUAUGUUGGCUUUAAUGAUAUGAAACUAUUUUAUCUAUGAAAUAGUUUUGAUAAACAAAGUAAUGUUACUUGCUUUUUACUAGUAUUAGUUUCAAACAAGAAAAAUUAAUCUUUUGUGUUUGUAUAUCAUUAUUUUUAGAAACCUGUUUCAAAAUUUAUCAUUCGUUGAAAUUAUUUUUAAAAACUGGAAACUAGCAAUUUAUGAUGCCAUUUGAAAUUAUUCUAUACCAGACAAGUGUUAAGGCAUAUUGGUGUUUUCUAAAAAGCAGCUGACUUGAGAGAUAUUUUCAGCGUUAUUUGUAAUGAAGUGGAAUUAUUUCUACCGACUCUUUUUAAAUGUUUCCGUGAAAUAUUCUACCACUUUUAUUUCAAUUAGACAUAGCUUUAUUAUGCUUGAUUUCCUUUGAAAUAUUUAAAUUGUACCAAGAGUUCCUAUUUAUUUUUUUUAACACAAUUGAUUUAUUUAUCCUUAUGCAAGAGAAAUAAAAUUAAAAUGCUGUUUUACUUAAAUCAAGUGUACAAAAAAGGUGCAAUUUUUAUACUGGGUGGAAACUUCUCACUUUCAACAAUGGUAGUUCAAAGAUUUUAUCAUUUGUC
Messenger RNA from Uloborus diversus, 6881 nucleotides. Its product is annotated as integrin alpha-PS1-like. The record is from RefSeq and is a predicted model, not a curated record. Gene Ontology annotation, molecular function: integrin binding. Lineage: Eukaryota; Metazoa; Arthropoda; Arachnida; Araneae; Uloboridae. Gene Ontology annotation, cellular component: integrin complex; external side of plasma membrane. The coding region runs from base 46 to 3198 and encodes 1050 amino acids. The transcript has 25 exons. Gene Ontology annotation, biological process: integrin-mediated signaling pathway; cell-matrix adhesion; cell-cell adhesion.